AUGGCAGCUGGCAGUUCUGUCUUGAUUACUUCCAAUAAUCUCCUCAUCUGCAACGCAUGUGGUACACAGUUUCCGGUGGAGGAGAGACAGGCCAAGGAAGAAUGCAAGAUCUGCGAUCUCCAGGACCCUCGCCAAUUCGUACCUCCUGAAGGUCAAACUUUCACCACUCUUGCAACUCUACGACAAAACCACAAAAACAUCUGGUGGCAGGACAAGCGCCAUCCCCAUAUCUGGUCUGUCCGCACCGAGCCCAAAUUCGCAAUUAGCAAUCGGGCAGAACUCAUUCAAACACCUUAUGGCAACGUCCUAAUGGAUCUCAUUCCCUUUCUCGAUCAGGAAACCAUCGACAAAAUCCUGGAUCUCGGCGGUCUCGAGGCGAUCGUCAUUUCCCAUCCUCACUACUACUCAACCUGGGCAGACUGGUCUCGAACGUUCAAGUGCCCCAUCUACGUUGGAGCACCCGACAAGGAAUGGUUAGAACGCCUCGACACGCCAGAUGCAGAGAUCAGAUUCCUCACUGAGCUCAGCACUCCCAUCCUACCGCGCGGCAAAGACAUUGGCAUGAACGCGAUCGUGACAGGAGGUCAUUUCCCUGGUUCCCUGCUACUGCACUACGAAGACGUUCUCUUUAUAGCUGAUACCAUCUUCGCUGUGCCGUCGGCGACUGACCCUGUUCCAGGCCGACCGGGCAAAAUCAGUUUCAGCUUUUGGUACUCCGUGCCAAACCGCAUUCCACUAGAUCCCGACGAGAUGCUGCGUAUCUGGCGGAUUGUGAAGAACUUAGACUUCCAGACAGCUAUAGGUGCAUUCGAAGGAAUGGACAUCUACACUAUGGACAAUGAGAAAGGAAGAACGGGUGGCGUCAAGGGACGGAUCUUGGAGAGUUGCAGGAUUACGACGAAGGCUAUGGGUUGGAAGGAGCAUGCGAUCUUUAGUGAGAGCUCAUAG
Molecule: messenger RNA, 948 nt
Organism: Lithohypha guttulata
Lineage: Eukaryota; Fungi; Ascomycota; Eurotiomycetes; Chaetothyriales; Trichomeriaceae
Exons: 2
Coding region: 1-948 (315 amino acids)
Source: RefSeq, a predicted model, not a curated record